Panthera uncia (snow leopard) is the source of this 192-nucleotide messenger RNA. RefSeq names its product keratin-associated protein 19-8-like. The transcript has a single exon. The record is from RefSeq and is a predicted model, not a curated record. Lineage: Eukaryota; Metazoa; Chordata; Mammalia; Carnivora; Felidae. Bases 1 to 192 code for a protein of 63 amino acids.
AUGAACCAUCACAGCAACUACUAUGGAGGCCUGGGCUACGGCUACGGAGGCUUUGUGGGCCCGGGCUAUGGUUGUGGCUGGGGAUGUGGAAGUUUCCCUGGACUGGGCUGUGGCUGGAGCUGGAGAAGCCACAGAUAUGGCUGCUGCCUCCCACUGUGUUAUGGAGGAUAUGGGUUCUCUGGCUUCUACUAA